Molecule: messenger RNA, 965 nt
Organism: Meloidogyne enterolobii
Lineage: Eukaryota; Metazoa; Nematoda; Chromadorea; Rhabditida; Meloidogynidae
Source: the annotation of a GenBank genome assembly
AUGGAAAGAGUAAAGGAAGGUGGACGUCAAUUAGUUGCUGGGGGAACUGCUGGGAUGAUUGAAGUUUGUUUAAUGCAUCCUUUGGAUUUGGUUAAAACAAGGCUUCAAAUUGGCGGGGGACAUUAUAAGGGACUUUUGGAUUGUUUUGGGCAGAUAAUUAGAAAAGAAGGACCUUUGGGUUUCUACAAAGGAAUACUUCCCCCAAUACUUGCCGAAACCCCAAAACGAGCAAUUAAAUUUGCAACGUUUGAUCAAUACAAAAGUUUAUUGGAGCCUUUACAAGAAUUUCAAGUUCCUUCGUAUGCUUUUGUUAUUUGCCCAUUUGAAGCAGUCAAAGUUCGCCUUCAAUCAGAAAUGAAUGUUUCCCUUACUCAACAAAAAAGUGCAGUAACAAUGGCUAGGGAAAUAAUUAAAACAAAUGGUUUGGGCACAAAUGGAUUAUAUUUAGGGCUUGGGGCUACUUUAUGGAGACACGCCCCAACUCAACAAUCAUCCUCACAAACAAAUUCUUCGGGUAGUGUACUCCUAAAACUUGGACUUGGAUUUAUUUCUGGUUCAAUAGCUUCUAUUGCAAAUAUUCCUUUUGAUGUCGCCAAAAGUCCCCAACCAAAAGGAAAAUCUAGAACAUAUAUUACAACUUGGCAAACAAUUUCAUUAAUUAAACGAGAAGAGGUAAUGCGACUUGGUCCUGGAGGAGGAAUUAUGUUGGUUGUAUAUGAGACAGUUUAUGAAUUUCUGUCUAAACACGCAUAGAAAAAAGAACUGAUUGAAAGGAAGUAUAUAAUUUUAGGAUUGAUUUUGGAGAUUAUUUAAAACUAGAUUUUUUAUCAAAACCUACCCGACACUUGCCCUCCUUCCCUUCUCUAAAUUUCUAUAUUUUAAAUAUUUUUUAAACUUGCCUUAUUUUUUAAAUUUUUAUUUUUUUUUAAAUCCCCCAAAAUCCCUUUCUUUUAAUUUUUUGCAUU